Molecule: messenger RNA, 4444 nt
Organism: Dermatophagoides pteronyssinus (European house dust mite)
Lineage: Eukaryota; Metazoa; Arthropoda; Arachnida; Sarcoptiformes; Pyroglyphidae
Biological process (GO): transmembrane transport
Cellular component (GO): membrane
Molecular function (GO): ABC-type transporter activity; ATP hydrolysis activity; ATP binding
Source: RefSeq, a predicted model, not a curated record
GUCAAAUCAAUGAGUAUUUGAGUGCGUGUGUCUGUUUGUGUGCCAUAUAACAAAAAAAGUUACCAAAUUCAAAGUCAAAUUUUCUAUUUUAUUGGUUUAUCAAUAUUUUGAAUCCAAAAAAAAAAACAAAACGUGCCAACAUAAAUUCCAUAACCAAAAAAAUAAAUCAUAAUGACUAAUGAUCAAUGUUCUUCAUCAUACUAUAUUAACACAACAUUCAUAUUGAAUGAAAAUGGUGUUCAAAAGCAAAAUAUUAUGCAAUAUGAAAAAAAUCAAAAACCAAUUGCAUUAUUGUGGAAAAAUCUUCGUUAUGAAAUAAAUGAAUGGUAUUUUGAUAAUAUUAAUAAUGGUGAUGAUGGUGGUGGUGUUAACAGUGGUGAAAUUAAUCGAUCAUGGAUUAGUUGGCCACGUUGUCGUCGUAAAAUAAUUCUUAGACGUUUGAAUGGUUCAUUACGGGAAAAUUCAUUGAACGCAUUACUUGGACCAAGUGGUGCGGGAAAAACUUCAUUGAUAAAAUGUUUAACCGGUAAUAUUUCCAGAUCAAAUAUGACAUCCGAUACGGAAAUCUAUCUGAAUCGUUCGAUACUUGAUCAACGUAUAAUAAAUAAACGUAUGACAUUAGUUGGAUCGGUACCACAAUCUGUACAUGAAAUUGUUUUCGGUCGUUUUACGGUAAAAGAAUUAUUUUAUUAUGCAUUUCGUUUUAAAAAUCCAUUUGGACAACGUGAUCAAGCUAAUAAACAUAUUCUUAAUGUAAUGAAUGAAUUAAUGCUUGAUUCAAGAAUACUUGAAACAAAAUUUGAACAAUGUUCCGGUGGUGAACAACGUCGUGUUGCCAUUGCACAAGAAUUAAUGUCCAUAGAAUCACCACCACCAUUUUUGUUUGUAGAUGAACCAACUACUGGUUUAGAUAGUGAAGCAGCAUUACUUGUUAUGCAAUGUUUGCAAAGAUUAUCAUUGAAUAAAUCAUUAACAAUAAUGGUCUCAAUACAUGCACCAAGUUCAGAAAUUCUAAUGUUAUUCGAUCAUCUUUAUAUAUUGGCUAAAGGUGGUAUCUGUGUCUAUUCGGGUCAGCCAGAUUUAAUGCGAUCAUAUUUAAGGCAAACAAUACAAUUAGAAAUUGAUGCCGAUCGUUCACCAAUUGAAGAAUAUCUUCGUAUUGCUUCGAAUGGUAUUAAUGCAAUACAAGUUCGUGAUUUAGCCAACAAUACUCUUGAACAAGAAAAUCAUCAAAUGACAAUGGAUGAUUCGUUCGAAUAUCUCGUACAAGUACCAAAUGGAAUGCCUAAACAAACAAAAUCAUUCAAUUUUGAUGAUCUUUUUAUUCAAAUGUAUCGCAUUUUAAGAUUUAUAUUCGUUGUUGAUGUGCAAAAAUUAUUAUGCAUUAUAUUGGUAAAUGCACUUUUUAUCGGUUUAAUUGGUUUGACUUGUAAUAGUGAUAUGGUUCGACCAAGUGGUUGUCGCCUAUAUGAUCAUGAUCGUUAUAAUCGAACAUGUCAAGAUGAACUUGAAGAUGGUGCACUAAUCGGUACCUAUGUUUUUUAUCAAGAGCUUACAUUUAUACUACUUUCUUGUUCGGCUAUGGGUUUUAGCUCUGUUUAUCUUGUUGAAUUGCUAAAAGUUUUUAUCAAUGAACAUCGAAAUGGCUGGUAUAGUUUAUCAACAUUUUUCUUCGCAUUUCAAUUUGGUCAAUUAGCUCAGAUGAGUGUAUCAAUUGUCAAUUUAACUAUGGUGGCAUAUUUUACUGGUGGAUAUUUCAGCAUCGAUAACUAUCAAUUUAAUUGGAAUCGUAUCGGACAUUUUAUUUUCUAUUACUGGUUACUUAUGGUUUAUCUACAAUCACAUGGCCAAUUUGGUGCAAUUAUAUUCAUGGACAAUAUACAAAUUAUGACCAUUUGUUUGCAACUAGUAUACUCUAUUCUGAUGAUGUUGAAUGGCAUUUCAAUUACAUUGGAAAUUAUGGAUAAUUCAUGGCUAAUAAUCAUAUCACAUUUGUUAGGAAUUCGUUAUAUUGCUGAUGGUUUAUUGUUUUCAUUUUAUGGUAUUGAUCGUUGUGACACGGAAAAUGAAUAUUCACACAUAUUACAUGAUUCAAAUAUCAAUCCUAAUAACAUCUAUACAAAUAUUCUAUCACCAUUAUUGAAUAUCGGUGCUUUACGUGUGGCUACAUUUAUUUUAAUGUAUUUUCGAUUUACAUUCAUGUAUAAAAGUAUUGGACAAAAAUUUGAACAACAAAAACGUUCUGCUAAUAUGAUUACUAUCGAUUAUGAUCAUGUUGAUGAUAAUCAAAAUGAAAAAGAACUGAUUCCUGAACGAUUUCAUAAAAAUAUAAAAUAUGACCAUAAUCGUCAACAAAAAUUCUUAGUUAGUCGUCACAUUAUUGGAUGGCGAUCACUUUAUGUAUUUGCUAAAGAGUCAAUCUAUGAAAGUCGACCUGCACCAAAACAAACAUCGGAUCCAUCAGAACGAUUAAUUUUAAGGAAUCUUAAUGGCCAAUUACGAUUUGGUACGAUAAAUGCAUUGAUGGGUACAUCUGGUUCGGGUAAAACAACAUUACUUAAGGUAUUGAAUGGUCGUAAGAAAACACGAUUAGCAGAUUGUAGCGAAUUUUAUUUGAGUAAAUAUAUUCCCAUUCGUACUUGCUAUAUUUCGCAAGAAGUAUCUGGACAUUUACUGCCUGGCCUUACAGCUCUACAAAGUUUAAUCUAUGCUUCAAAACUAAAAAAUUGCCAUGUUGAACAUGAUGGAAAAACAUUUGUUGAUCAUGAAAAAUUGGCUAAUAAUAUACUAGAUGAGCUUGAUUUAACCGAUGCGGCCAAUACAAUGGUGCAAUAUUGUUCCGGUGGUCAACGCAAACGUUUAGCACUUGCCCUUGAAUUAACAUCAGUACAUAUGCCAAAUUUGAUCUGUAUCGAUGAGCCUACAAGUGGAUUAGAUUCAAAUUCGGCUCGACUUGUUGUUCAAAUUUUAGAUCGAUUGGUUGAUCGUCAUCCGGAUAUUUGUAUUGUGGCCAGUAUUCAUCAACCCAAUACCGAAUUAUUAAUGAUGUUCAAUCAUUGUUAUGUACUAGCACGUGAUGGCAUUUGUAUUUAUUCGGGAAAACCAGCAGGAAUCAAAGAAUAUCUUGAUCAAAUAUCCGUAUUGGAGAGUGAUAGAGAUCGGUUUCCCAUUGAACAAUUGAUAAAAUAUUCAUGUAGUGGUGGCGAUAAUCGUAUUGUACGUCAAAUGGCCGAAACUAGUGAAAAAUUAAUUCGUCAAACAGACAAUUCCCUUCAAACGGAUACUAUUACCAUACCUGAUGGUGUUGAAUUUAAUCGUAUUCGAUUUUCAUUACAUUCAUUAUGGAUUUUAUCUCAACGUUAUCUAGUUUUUAUGAUCAAAUAUCAAUGGAAAGAAUGGUUAGCAUUUCUAUUCAUUUAUAUGGCAUUCGGUAUAGCAUUAGUCAUUUUUUUCAAUCAAAACAUUGCACAACCAAGCGGUUGUUUAAAUCCUGAAGAUGAUUUUCUUGCAUUUUGUUCGGGAAAUAAAUCAGCCGAUCGAACUAUCGAAGAGAAACAAGUUGUUAAUUCAAUUUAUUUUAUGACACAAUCAUCUUUUUUAUUUACAUUAUUUUUAUCCGUUCAAAUAAUGUUUUCAUUCAUCAAUGAAUUAGAAUAUUUUUUAAAUGAACAUCGUAAUGGAUGGUAUAGUUGUGGUGUAUUCUAUUUACAGAAAUUUCUUUUCGAAACCAUACCAUUAAUUCCAAUCAUAAUGAUAUAUGUCUAUAUUAUCGAUAUAUUUUCAAUCGUUUCGGCCAAUAAUUAUUAUCUAUGGCAUGUUAUAAUUCUAUUUUUGGCAUCAAUAAGUUUUCAAGCUAUUAGCCAUUUUGUUGCAUUAAUUACUAAUGGUCAUUUUGUAUUGAUGAUUGUUUGUCUUUCAUCAUUUUCAGCAGCAUUUAUGGUUUUUUCAAAUGCCUUCAAUCCUAUUGCACAACUUAAUUAUGGAUUACGAUUUUUAUCAAAUUUUUCCGUAUUUCGUUUUGUCAAUCAAGCUGAUUUUUGGCUUGUAUAUGGUGGUCAACGUUGUCAUGAACAUGAAAUUCAAUCCAUUCUUUAUCAGCUAAUGAUACCGAAUACUGUGGAUCAUUUUUUUCAUUGUAUAUUGAUGUUGGCCGUAUUAGCUUUAUUUUAUCAUUGUUUAGCUUUUUGGAUGUUAUUUAUCAAAUCAAAUCCAAUGAAUAGCCGACGUAGUCGUGUAAAACGUAUUGAACGUUUUUAUCAACAAAGAUUAAUGCAUAGAAUACCAUCGGCAACAACUUCAUCAGCCACACAAUCACCAUCAAUAUCAUCAACAUCGGAUAAUUUUAUAACGAUUCGAUUAUAAAAUAUACAUUUAUUUUUGACAAAAAAAAUAAUCAAAUUGUACAUUACUAGUCAUUUUUUUUGUUGUUGUUCAUAUCAAAUUG